Messenger RNA from Salmo salar (Atlantic salmon), 3726 nucleotides. Its product is annotated as squalene monooxygenase. Gene Ontology annotation, cellular component: endoplasmic reticulum; membrane. NCBI's taxonomy places the organism in Eukaryota, Metazoa, Chordata, Actinopteri, Salmoniformes, Salmonidae. Gene Ontology annotation, biological process: cholesterol metabolic process; sterol biosynthetic process. The record is from RefSeq and is a predicted model, not a curated record. Gene Ontology annotation, molecular function: squalene monooxygenase activity; flavin adenine dinucleotide binding.
CAUAAAAUAUUUAGCAUCCUCUGAAACCAUCUGACAUGUCGGGUGGAAUAAUUGUCAUGGUUUUGAAUACUUUUCUUUUGGAUUAACGGAUAUAUAUAUAUUUUAAAUAUUACUAUGCCUACGAUCUGCUAAAGUAACUGAAAUAGGAUAUGCUCAGUCUACGCCAGUAAAUAUAAUAUUUGUUAUUUUUGAAAUAAUAAUUGCUGAACUGCGAUGAGAUUUUAUUGCGGAAUUUAUUCUAUUCCAUGAUCUCGGCUACUUUUUGUUUUAGCAAUUUAGUUUCAGGUUGUAGUUUAGGAAACAUUCUGAGCAGUGGUAAUUUAUUGAAUGAGUUAGCCUAUUCAGUUCAAGUAGCCUAGUAUAACAAUAGAAUAAAGAUGUGGACUUUUCUUGGAAUUGCAAGUUUCACCUACAUUUAUAAGAAAUGCGACGCAGUUUUGGAGUAUGCUCCCAAAGAGAUAAUCCUGGCGGCUGUAGUGUUCUUGGCAGUGGGGAUGCUGCUAUCCUAUGCCAGGUACCACGGACAUACAUGCAAGGUACCCCAAAUUCUACAAUUACCGCUGGAACUUUUAUUAUCCCUACCGGUCAUCAAUACAUUUAUACCGAAACCCUCAGCUGUCAGGCACAGGAGUGGAGAGAGCGCUUCAAAGAAGGGAGGUGGCAGGAGGAAAAGAGUGUGUUCGUCAGGCAUGGAGAGCCCCCCAGCAGCAGGGGACUCUCCUGCAUCUCAGGAGCCGGAUGUGAUCAUAGUAGGGGCGGGAGUCCUGGGGUCGGCCAUGGCUGCGGUGCUGGCCCGGGACGGCCGGAGGGUCACUGUGAUAGAGAGGGACCUGAAGGAGCCUGACAGGAUAGUGGGAGAGCUGCUGCAGCCUGGUGGAUACAGGGCCCUGCGAGAACUGGGAAUGGAGGGUUCAGUGGAGGGGCUGGAUGCCCACGUGGUGAACGGCUAUGUGAUUCAUGACAUCGAGAGCAGCACAGAGGUGGAGAUCCCAUAUCCCCAGGCAGACAGCAGUAUCCAGUGUGGCAGGGCCUUCCACCACGGACGCUUUAUCAUGGGCCUGCGCAGAGCUGCGCUUGCUGAGCCAAAUGUUACGCUCAUAGAAGGCACUGUGUCCAGCCUGGAGGAAGAGGAUGGCUGUGUGACAGGAGUGCAGUACAGGGACAAGGAGACAGGAGACACAAAGGAGGUCCAUGCAGCAGUAACUGUAGUAGCUGACGGCUGUUUCUCAAAGUUCAGGAAGAGCCUGGUAGCUGGGAAGGCUCAGACCUCCUCUCACUUUGUUGGAUGUAUCAUGAAGAACUCUCCCCAGUUCAAGCCCCACCAUGCUGAGCUGGUCCUGGCCAACCCCAGCCCUGUCCUCAUCUACCAGAUCUCCUCCUCAGACACCAGGGUUCUGGUGGACAUCAGGGGAGAGAUGCCCAGGAACCUCACUGAGUACAUGGCUGAGAAAAUACACCCACAACUACCAGAACACCUAAAGGAGCCGUUCAUGGUGGCUCUGCAGAAUGACCGGCUGAGGUCUAUGCCAGCAAGCUUCCUGCCUCCGUCCCCAGUCAACAAACCAGGUGUGCUCCUGCUGGGUGACGCCUACAACAUGAGACACCCUCUGACCGGAGGAGGGAUGAGUGUGGCCCUCAACGACGUCCUGAUCUGGAGGAGCCUGAUGAAGAACAUCCCUGAUCUGUACGACAACACAGCCAUGCUCCAAGCAAAGAAAAAAUUCCACUGGGAACGCAAGUCAUCACAUUCCUUUGUGGUGAAUGUGUUGGCUCAAGCCCUGUACGAGUUGUUUGCUGCAACAGACAAUUCUCUCCACCAGCUGAGAAAGGCAUGCUUCCUUUACUUCAAGCUGGGUGGGGAGUGUGUCAACGGUCCCAUUGGUCUUCUCUCAGUGUUGACGCCCCGUCCGAUGACUCUGAUUGGACACUUCUUUGCCGUGGCCUUGUACGCCAUCUACUACAGCUUCAAGUCUGAGUCGUGGUUCACCAAACCCCGAGCCUUAUUUACGAGUGGAGCUAUCCUGUACCGCGCCUGUACCGUUAUGUUUCCCCUCAUCUACUCUGAGUUCAAGUACCUGGUGUACUGAGCAGUGAUCUAAUCUGAGCCCUAACCCGGUGGAACGCACACCAGCCUUAGACAACAGGGUCGUAUUCAUUAGUGCACAAACAUAGCAAAACAUUUUGCAAUGGAAUACGAAGAAGUUCAGGUUGUCUCCUACUCUUUCUGCCUGUUUUCUUCCAUUUAGUUUCUAGUGAAUACGUUUACUGAGCAGUGCCAUCACUGACCCCUGGUGGAGAACACACACACCACCAGCCUUAUGGUGACAUGACAUACAAACAGUACAGUGACCUAAAGAUACACUAUGAAAGUGUAGUUAACUGUCAAGUCAUUUUGGCUGUAUGUAUGAUUUAUAUGAAACCACUUAGUUUUAGGCCAACAAUUUAUGCUUUUACUCGUUGGGUGUGGGGAGGCAUGCCACUUUAUGUCCAAUGACGUAAUUUCUGGACAAUGUUUCUAUCCAUUUAGGUCAGGGAUCCCUUUUGUCUCAAGCACACCCCUAGAGGAAAAAGAUCUGUAAAGCCUCUUUAAUAUUACACCAUCCUAUCAUCACUAUCAACAGGGAUGCCAUACAGGUCUCUAAUGUGACCAUUAUUCAGUGCUGAAGCCUUUGACCUUGAUCACAUGCCUUUCUUUAUCUCUGCCUAAAGGUCUGCUCAAUAAGACGUCUUCUGAGGGCGAGGUCUAAAUUGAUGGUGACAAUUAUUUAGUAAUGCCUUGUAUAUUCAGAAUUUAUAACCAUGCAUUUACGUAGUGUAACAGACAAUGCGUAAUAAGAGGUUUGCGUUAGCAACUCUUAAUUGCAAAUUUGACCAAAUAACCAGCUGAAUAUACAGUAGGACUGACUACAGGUGUCUGUCUAACCACUUUGCUGCUAAUUUCUUGUGGAAAUUGAACAUGAGGACAAAAAAUGUCCGUCCUGCUUGUAAACUACUGUGGUUGUCUUCUAUUUCUCUUCAUGCCAAUGACUUCUUUCAACCCGAAGCACUUACACAGUUGGUUCCCCCACACGAAGUGGAGUGUAAAUGACGGCUCAAAAAUACAGUUGGCUGUUUGUCUACCCUUAUUCCAAACGGUGUCCUUAUUUUGUUCUGAAAAAGUAUGUUCCUUGUGCAUUUGCAAUUCUUUAACUGUACAUUUACAAUCAAAUGAUAAUGUAUUAAACUGUUUGAUUGGUUCAAGUCAGAUCGCCUGUCCUUAACUUUUGCCAAGUCAUAGAUUUCCUGCCUUAAAAAAGGGGGUUUACACAUUGUGACAAUGGAUCCCCCCCCCCCACAUCUCUGGUACUUGUUUAAAAAGUGAUUAUUCCGUUGUGAACACCUGCUGGAAUAAAAGUGUGACUUAAUGCCUGUCUGAGGACUGCAGUGUCUAGAAACCACUAGUGACACACACAUUCACCCUCCUGUGUGCCCGGAGGAAGAGGGGAGGGUUGCAACAGAAACAAAUAGCACAAUGAGAUGGGAGCAGAUUCAGGACCUGGGAUAGUUGAAUGUAGCUCAGCCACAAAACAAAUCCCUGACCGAUGGUCCACUGCGCCAUCCAUCUCUUCAGCAUUUAGGGAGGAAUUCAUGACAGAAUUUUGCACUGUGUUGGUGAGAAUAUUUACUUGUAAUUGUAUUUUGUUUAAUUUCUUGUUUAAUAAAUGAGCAAUUAUGCAGUUAAAUUUC